Carassius auratus (goldfish) is the source of this 3301-nucleotide messenger RNA. RefSeq lists its product as uncharacterized. Lineage: Eukaryota; Metazoa; Chordata; Actinopteri; Cypriniformes; Cyprinidae. The coding region runs from base 1202 to 2641 and encodes 479 amino acids. The record is from RefSeq and is a predicted model, not a curated record. The transcript is spliced from 8 exons.
CACGAGGUGAAAUCAAUAGGUUCAAACUCUAAGCAGGUAGAAGAACAUAAUGGAACAUCAUACAAACAGUAUAUUGAGUUAGACAGCUGGGAUCUCAAUGUUGUGAUCUUCUCAACAAAAAACUUUCCAAAAUCAUGGAGGUAGACGACUCUAGAAAAGAAUGCAGAGAUGGAUAUUAGACAGAGUUAAUAGUAGAAAAAAGAACUUGAGGUUUGUGACAAUUGUUUGUGAUAAGUUCAGACAAAUAUUUGCUUUUUGUAGCCCUUACAGCUUUCUGAAACAUGUUAUAGAAGUUCCCCAAAACUUCAUAAGAAACCUGCAAUCUGUCCUUCUUCCAUUUGCAUUCAGCCUGUCUACAAGUCCGUCUCAGAUUAUGCAUAGUGUGUGCGCCAGGGCACAGGUACAGGCUUAUGAAUUUUAUACUUCAAGGGGGCAAUAUAAUUCAUGAUGUCAGCACAAGUAUAAUUAAAAAGAUUAAGAUGUGCAUCAGCAUCCAGAUUAAGCAGAGUAGAGUCCAACUACAAAAAGAAUCUUCACUAGAAUGUAAAAAAGCAAGUCAAAUGUGUCAGCGAUGGAUUUCUGAGGCCUCGUAAGAGGACAGUACAAAGAACCGGCCUGUGAUCAGAAAAGAUGCACUACUUAUUUAAAUGUUUGAAACAGAAAAACCAUGGGUUAAAAUCAAAUCAAGGGUAUGACCAUGGAUAUGUGUUGGACCAGAAAAAUCCUGCAGAAUAUUGUUUCGAAGCACAGAAAACAUAAAUGUUAAAAUCGCCCAACAGCAUUACUUUACUAAUGCCAAUAUCCAUGUGUGCAGCACUUUGGUCAACAUCUGUUGUUUUAAAUGUGCUAUUUAAAUAAACAAACAUUGUAUUGUAUUAUAAAAGCUGUUUUUGAACUAACUAGAAGGUUUUGAGUUCUUAAAGGGCACCUAUUAUGCAAAAUUCACUUUUACCAUACAUGUGUGUUGGCAGUGUGUGAGCAAAACCACCCUAGAAUGAUAAAAAUCCACCUAGUGUUUUUUUUACAAUCUCAAUAAUUCAUGAGCACUGUCUCAGAACGCCCUGUUCUAAGACUGCUCUCACUGUGACGUAGAAUUGAGCUAAGCCCCACCGACGUGGUUUGAUUGACAAUCUGGUUUUGGCAUAGAGCCCGCCCUCCGUGAUCUGUACACCAUCCUCCAUUGUUUCAACGACAGCCGGUAAUGUCUCCUAAGAAACAUAAGUGUUCUGUUGUGGGAUGUAAUAAUGAACAUAGUAGUUUUCACUUACUUCCGACAUCAGAGCCACUGAAAACGCAGUGGAUGGAUUUUAUUUACGAAGGAAAGGCGCCACUCAAAAUUCCAAAAUACGUUUAUGUUUGCGCGAAUCAUUUUUUGACUGACUGUUUUGAGAACGAGGGUCAAUUCAAAGCAGGUCUUGCUUCAAAGCUAAUCCUCAAGUCUGGAUCGUUGCCUACUGUUCGCGAUGCAACGUCACCUUCAGAAGAAGCCAGCACAUCGACACGAAGCUGUAGAACGAGGGAUAUUGGCGUGCAGACAGAAACAUCAAAGCUAUGCAGUGUUGGUACACAACUGUCAAUGAGGACGCUUCAAACACACCACAGGAGUAUCAGUGUCCAGACAGAGACAACAUUGUCAAGUUUUGAUGUUAGCACAAAAUUAGUUUCUCAUACAGCUGUUGCGUCUUACACGCCCCUCAAGACUUCAUCAAAAAGACCUUGUCUGGACCUUGAGGAAGAUGAAGAUAUCCUGCAGGAAUGCUCUUCAAUACUAACACAAGAGACUGAUGUCACAUUUAAUCCUGCAGAUGCAGACACAUCAAUAACAGAGCCAAAAGACUUGUCAGCUCAAGAAUCCAGCCCUAUUCAAAACAUUUGUAAAUAUAUUGUCUAUGAGACCUGCAUCAUGGAACUGUUUGAGGUGUGCCCGGUAUGUCAUAGAAGCUGUCAUAUAAGAUCACAAAGGAUUGGAACAUUUCUACGUGUUGAACAACUCUGCCACCAUUGUCAGUUCUCACGGAAAUGGAACAGUCAGCCGAUUUUGGGCAGUACUCCAGCUGGAAACCUUCACCUUUCUGCUCCUUUGUAUCUCAGUGGUGCUUCAUUUUUCACAAUUGAAAAGAUAUUUGCAGCUAUGAAGUUACAUCUUUUCAAGUACGACACCUUUCGUCGUCAUGCACGAAUGUGCAUUGAGCCUGCUAUUGUUUACAAAUGGAGAAACUGGCAGGAUGAGAUGCUACAGCUGUUGGCUCAAAGGGAAAAGGUCAUUGUUGGAGGAGAUAUGAGGGCUGACUCACCAGGGCACUCUGCCAAAUAUGGCAGUUACACAAUGGUGGACCUGGAGACAAACACCGUUGUUGAUGUACAACUCGUCCAGAGUAAUGAAGUGGGAGGAAGUUACCACAUGGAAAAGGAAGGUUUGAAGAGAGGUCUUGACUUUUUGGAUGCUCAUGGAGUGACUCUGGACUGCAUUGUGACUGACCGACAUCCGCAAAUACAAAAAUUCCUCAGGGAACGCAAUGUCAACCAAUUCUAUGAUGUCUGGCACAUAGAGAAAGACUAUACCUGGCUGCACUACAUUACAAUGAGAAUGCCGGGCGUCCUCAAGCCACAACAGCAGCUGGUCGACCGGUGUUCAAAGUGACCUUUCCAAAGGCCAAGAAGGGAGAAUACCGGGUCAGAGAAGUAAAGACACAAGCAACAUUCAGUAUGUAUAAAAUGAGUUUACUUAACAAAUUUACUACAAAUGUACAUAUCUUUUUUGCAUAAUUUCUUACAAGCUAUUUGAAAACUCAAUAUUUGACUAAUUUAAAAUAAAAUAAAAUGUUAUAUUGCACAGGAUAUGUGGAUGACCUGCUGGACCUCAUAUUUGAUAAAGUCUUUGUGGAUCCUGCACCAUAUGUGGAUGAUGUUUUGAGGAUACCAAUACCACCAGCAUUGUGUGCAGAGUAUGACCGGCCAGAGAAGGAGGAGGCCAUCUCUAGUAGGGUAUCUCGGUUUAAUCAAUAGGUGGUCGAAAACCUACAUAACUACCCUGGGCAUCAGGAAACUCUCUUCGAAUCCUCAGGACCACACAGGAUGGAAUCACAACUCGAACUUUUCGUCCAAGGAAACCUCAGCACCAGCUCACAAAACUCCGAUAAGCUAAAAAUCUGUAACGACUAAGGCACACACACACAUAGCCACGUUCUCAAAACAGGGUUCAAGGAUUUUUCUGUGUUUUUUUCUUUCAAAUAUCUAUCAUUUGUUGUCUGGAGUUGAAAUAUUUGAUAUUUAAUUGAUCAUGGUUUAAUUUUUUUUGGAG